This is a messenger RNA of Hirundo rustica (Barn swallow), 1279 nucleotides long. It is a transcript of the gene OXLD1, whose product is annotated as oxidoreductase like domain containing 1. The record is from RefSeq and is a predicted model, not a curated record. Bases 45 to 449 code for a protein of 134 amino acids. NCBI's taxonomy places the organism in Eukaryota, Metazoa, Chordata, Aves, Passeriformes, Hirundinidae. Gene Ontology annotation, cellular component: mitochondrion. The transcript has 2 exons.
UCGCUAUUGGCUGGCAGAGCUGUCACUCGGGGCGGGGCGGCAGGAUGCUGCUGCGGGGGCUGGCGGGGGCGCGCCGGGGGCCCCCAAACAGCCCCAGAGGGACCCUGUGCCCCCACCCCGCUGGCACCUGCAGCCCCCGGGAGCGUUCGAACAGCGCGGCGAAAGCCGGCGGCGGCACCCCGGACACCCCGGGAGGGGACAGCGGCACCGCCACCCCUCAGGGCGACACCGGGGACCCGCCCGCAGCCCCCCCGGUGCCCCCGCCGCCCACCCACUGCUGCGGCACCGGCUGCCCCAACUGCGUCUGGGUGGGCUACGUGGAGGAGCUGCUGCAGCGGCACCGCGACGGCGGGGCCCGGGCCUUGGCGGCCGUGGAGCAGCUGGUGGAGGACGAGAACAUCAAGAUGAUCCUCAGGAUGGAGAUCAGGCUGCGCGCCAGGAAGGACUGAGCCUCCACCGUGUCCCCCCAAAAGUGGUGGGGGGCCAUCCCUGGGGUGGCAGGAUUGGGAUUUGGGUUAUUUGUAGUGUUUAUGGUGUGCUGAGCGAGGGAUCCCGGGGGUGUCACGCCAGGUCGGGUCACCUCCCGCCUCGGAGGGAGCUGCCCUUGGGGACAGGCGGGGGCUCAGGCUGUCCUGAGCCCCGGAUUUCCUGGGAGCUGGAUGCUGUGCUCUCCUCAGCACGGCAAAUCCCUGCCAAGGGCAGCCCUCCUCCUCCUCCUGUGCUCCCGGCUGGAAUUUAAGCACCUUGGGAGGGAUUUUCAGCACCUUGGCCGUGCCCUGGUGAUGGGAAGGGCUGUGCCAGCCCCCUCCCCACUGGCACCACAAAGCCUCUUAGGGGCCUCUCCGUGGGGAGGGCUCGGGGGGCAGCGUGUGGCACGGGGCACGUGGGAAGCAGCAGCCUGCUGCCAAGGACGCUGGCGCUGUCCCUGCUGUCACAUCCUGCCAGGAUGCUCUCCAAGGGGCCUUUGCCUCCGUCUUAAAUCCCCCUAAAGUGGCCCCAAACCCCCCUCUCCAUCCUGGGGGACUCGCAGCCAUUGAGACGCGCACAGACCCCCCCACACACACACAUCAUCCCAGGACAAGGUCCCCAAGAAGCCACCGAGCCCUCGAGUGUCACUCAUUAACGAACCCCAAUUAACAGCCAGGCUCUGCUCGCUGCCAGGGAAGUAGGUGGUUCUCCGUGGAAAACACUCCUGGAUCCCUUUAAUCCUAUUUGUUGGAGCCCAGCUAAUUGCAAUUAGUGGCAGGGGCUGAAGUUCAAUUAAAGUGUGCCGAGAUUA